CCUCUCCGCCCCUGCACGUCUGCUCCGCCCGCACGCUGGGCCUGCAAUAACGGCGCCUUCGAGUAUGUCCAGGCCGUCUCUCCGCGAACCUCGGACGCACGUCGCGUGCUCGCGCGCUAUUGCUAUACCAUAAUCCAACGCGAGACGCAUGGAAGCCCGGUGAGGCGCAAUGGUGCUCCCGACCGUGCAACUAGCCGCGGGGCUGCUCCUGCUGGUCUACCUACUGUCCUUUGUGCUCUUUGCCUUCAUCCGAGUCGUCACCGGCGUCUCCAUCCAGAGGCUGGGCGUAUCUGGGCUCCGUCGCAUAGCCUUCGCACCCAAGGAUGGCCUGCGCAUCGAGAUCCGCGGACUCGGCCUUACCCUCCACCGCCCGACCUUUGCGCAGCCAACCUGGCUCAGUGUCGUGCUCAGCGAACUCACUGUGACCGUGGACUUGAAGACAUUGGGUGACAAACCGCGGAAGAAGAGUGCGUGGGCAAAAUGGGCAAACGGUUCCGCAGAGAAGAGGAGGGACGAAAAGAAGACGCCAGACAUCGCCGUGGAUGGGGAAGACACCGAGGAUACGACCGACGAGGAAGGCCAGAGAAGUCGCACGUGGGAGCGGCUGACCAACGUCAAGGAGCACAUUAAGCGGCUGCAUCGCAAAAUCAAAUGGAUCAAGAUGGUCGACUUGGUAGCAACAACGACCACGCUGGUCAUCGCAGACGUCGGGUCGCUGCAGGUUGGCAGCUUCACCAUGGCCGUGGACACGCGCCGCAAGACGGUGGACCGAAGUCGCCUCUUCAACCACCACAAGCCAAAGCAGAACAACGAGCACCGACCCGCCGAGUGGCUCUUCACCGUCCGCAGCAUCCUCUUCACCCCCGAAGGUCGAGAGUCCGUCGAAAUCCUCGACCAAUGCACCCUCAACGUCCACGGCAUGUUGUACAAGGAGCUGGACGGCUUGCGUGAUGCAUCCAUUGCCCUAAAGCUUGGUCGCUUAAGCAUCCCAUAUGACGAAGUGAAGCUCUGUGCAGAGCGUGCCAGGAAGUGUCGUGCCGCUGCCCCUAUCAGGCACGCAAGGUCCAAUACAUCGCUUGGAGACGCUUUCCGUGAGCUUGGCCAGCCUGGAAGUCCCGAGGAAGAGAUCGUGCGUACCGUAGCCGAUUCGCGCGAAUUUGCCAGCUCCAUCCUCCGUGGUAUCCAAGAAUUCCAGUUUGCCAUAAGUCUGUUCAGCUUCACCAGGCGCAUCCAGACCGGCUCGGAUUCUGAUCCUCCUGUCUAUCUGAACGCAUCCAUGAAGGAGGUCAGCAUCGAUCUACUCCGUUUGGACCCUCGGAGCCCUGCCCACCUCAUGUACUUCUCUCCUAACGACAUUGCUCACCAAGCCCUCCUCGCCGCAAUAUCCAUUUCGGUCGGCAUUGAUAGCGGUCAAGGUCACCCUGAACGCCUUCUGUACGUCCCCAUGGCGACCAUGACCCUGAAUACUACACUCCCUUCCAAAACCAUUCAAUUCACCAAGGACAAAAAUGUGGCCGAGCGCAACACAAACAUCCUGUUCGCCAACUUAGUCAUUACAUCCCCGUCCAUCGACCUUGACCCCAAACAUCUACCAAUAUUACUUGCCAUGACUCGUACUUACGAGACGCGACGGAAACCUCCAAAAUUGCGAGAUCGAAAACGCAGCUUGGUCCGACGGCUACUACCCAAGGCUAGCAUCAAAUUAUCCAUUCACGAGCCCGUUAUUCGCGUUACUCUGCCCCCUACAGAACCGUCAAGAAAGGACAGUGAUGAAUUUGACCUUCUCAUCUCAUCAUCGUCGUCGGUCUCGCUUGACAUGGAAUCUUCGCAUGCAGCCGAUGCUGAGUUGCACUAUGGCCUCAGUUCAACGUUUCGCAUCAAUUCGCAGCGGCUCUACUACCAAACCGCUUCUAGUGAAAAACACAAUUUGUUGUUGACUGACCACGUAGAACUCAAAGUGCAGCUCAGCGCUUCACCCGAUGUUUUAGUGGUCGUCAAUGGAAAUUUGCAGACCUUUUCUGUAUUCAUCGUACGCUCAGAAAUCAGCGAGGGUCUACGCCAGAUUGUAGCUCAAGUUCAGAAAGACGUGCGGCGUAGGCGCGGUGGACCUCGAAAAAAAGGGCUGAACUUUUUGCGACGAUUGCCUUCUUGGUUGUCGCAUGUACAACUUCAAGGUUCUGACUUUAACAUCGAAAUCGCAGGCAUCGAUCCGGAAGUGUCCAAACAUGCAAGGGGGAUCGGACUGCACCUAGAAUCUUGGACUGCAGAGUACCGCCAGAGUAGGGGAGAUGAUAGCGAAGCCCGUCCCGUGCGCAGGCGGGCCGCAAGCCGGACGAUCAACCGGGAUGAGUAUCUCCUUCGACCAACAACUCCGUCCUCACCAAAGUCUCCUCGCAAACCAGCUGGUGACCCCACCGAUGGGAGACGACUUGCCGUGCACUGGCAAGGAUUCGAAGGAUUCGUACUGGAGGCCGACGAGCAAUGGGAAGCAGAUCCCUUCUUGGGUGUUCCACGGAUGGAGGUGGCUUGGAGUACGUCUACAGACAAGCAGGGACCGGUGUUUCACAUCCACUCUUUCUGCCAGAGUCUGUUCUUCCAUUAUUCGCUCUAUCGACAUUUCGCUGUGGGUGUCGCCACUAUGGUACUGAAGCACUCUUUCAAUGUUGCGUUCACUAGUCAGGAAGAGCCUGUUCCUGUUUCGCCAGGCGCUUCUCGUCACCUCGCUAUCCCAUCAAUGGACAUCGACGACCUGGAUCCCGAGACGGGACUUAAACGUGAAAUCCUUACCUUGGACAUCAAAGCGAACUUUGUUCAGUUCAAGGGCGACAUGCCGGCAGAUCCACCACUCAUGGUACACGUUUAUGGUCUCGAAGCUGGCCGACAUAGAUGGACGAAUCCAUUCUUUCGGUCACGGCUUGUGAGACUUUAUGCAGAAUGCCCGCAUGUUAAAAGAGUGUGGAGUCGGAUUGUUAGUGUUAAGUCCUUGCGGAUGGAUUAUCGCAAAUCAAAGAGAAGAUAUGGCAACACGAUCACUGAGGACAAAUCUUUCGACCUUGUUGCAGACGCAAUUCGUAUCGCGGUCCCUCAUCAGCUGGUUAUGCACAGAAUAUUCGACAACAUCGUCAAUGUUACGAAAACCAUCCAGCAACUCCACUUUCGUUUCCAGACUGGCUCCAACAGAUAUGUUCUAAACAAAGAGCCUGAAGGUCCCAAGCAUGUACCCAAAAUCUCUCUUCGAAGUAGAGCUGUUCUCUUUGAGAUUGAGGAUGGCUCCUUUGAAUGGAAACUGGGUGUCGUCUACCGAUACGGUCUCAUGGAGCAGAAACAGAGGCUAGCCCGAGAACAAGCUUUCGAACUGAAGGUGAAGAAGCUUCACCAAGAGGAAGAACGACGGGGAAAUUCUCGCCAGCGCGCCAGGUCUGCUCACACACAUAGAGGACGGAGCAAGGUGCGGAAGAAGGAGCCCGUUCUUCGUAGCAAGAGCGAAGACCUGAGCGAUCCUGAAUCUCCGGAUUCCGUGCGCAGACGUGGCUCGGAUCAUCCAAUGCGCUAUGAUAAAGAUGGCUACACUGGUCUCAGUAGCAAAGCGCGUACCAGUAUCGAAGAGGCACGCGAGAGGCUCAAUCGUCUCAAUGCUCAGACAUGGAGAAAGCGCAUAGAUCACGCUCUCACCUGCCAGACCCGUUCUAUGAACGAUAUCCGCUCCAUUUUCUGGGGUCUUGAUGAGGUUCCGGACGAUGCAUACUCAAAGGAGACUAUAAUGGCUAUCCCGCAUCGGCCUGCACUCGGAAGCCUCAUCGUCAGCGAUCUGGAUCUCACCAUUGACAAACCUUCGUUCCCUCUCUCCGAAUAUCCAAGAUUCCUACACCGGGUCGGGAAAGGCAUGCCUGUUGAUAUGCAAUACUCUCUUCUUAUCCCGAUGCAUGUGCAACUGAACAUGGGCGAGGCCAAAAUCCAGCUGCGCGACUACCCGCUCCCGUUGCUCCAUUUCCCUGCUUUGCAUCCUUUGCAGUCAUCUCGACUACCCAGUGUUUCCCUAAAGACUGACUUUGUGAUUGCGGAAGAGUUUAGAGACAUAGAGUCCACCCGAGUGUGCAAUGUAGUCGUGGUACCAGAGGAAUCCACCCCGUCGGGCGCGAAGACGGGAGGUUUCGAGGUCGAUAUCCGCCGUACAGUGGCACCAGUCAAAACAUACUCAGAUAUGAAGAUCGACAUCAACUCGUCCCAUCCAACUCGCAUCACCUGGGGCACAUCGUAUCAGCCUGCGAUUCAGGACAUGAUGCAGGUCAUUGAGAGCUUCACUAAGCCUGCGAUUGACCCUUCAGAGAGGGUCGGCUUUUGGGAUAAGAUCAGACUCACGUUCCAUUCGCGCAUCAGCGUGUCGUGGAAAGGCGACGGCGAUGUGCAUCUAAUCCUGAAAGGCUCUCGCGAUCCUUACAUGGUCACUGGACAUGGCGCAGGUUUUGUCAUGUGUUGGCAGAACGACGUACAGCUGACCCUUGCCGAAGACGAAGAUCCACGAAACUUUAUGGUUGUCAAAAGCGGUAGCUACGUCCUGGCAAUACCAGAUCUCGGCCAUUAUGCACGUCAAGAAGCCGAACUGGAACAGCCCACCACUCAUUUCGACGGAUCGUCUAGCGUCUCGAGCCACAAGCAAUUGGCGAUCUUUAAGAAGACCAUCAUGAAGCUGAAUGGCAAUGUCCGCUGGGUAGCAGGUUUGGUGUUCGAGCGAAACCUCGACGGAGGCGGUAGAUCGUUCAAGUUCAAUCCUCAUUACGACAUCGUCUUGAAGCAUCCGAAGUAUGCUCAUCCAAAAGACGGAAAGGAGUAUGAUGCGUUCCGUGGUUUCCGCAGCCAUCACAUCCAUAUGUCUAUUGCCAUCGCAGCUCCUCACGAUCGCGAGUGGUCCGUUGGCAACCUGGAACCUUCCAAGACUUACAACAGUGUUCACCUGACUCCACGUUUCUUCACACAUUUCUAUAACUGGUGGUCCAUGUUCUCAGGCGCCAUGUCUCUGCCCAUCAGACAGGGCUCGUUGUGGCCGGGCAUCGAAAAGUCAAGCAAGAAGUUUGGACGACAUUUGGCUACGAUCAAGUACAAUCUUCUACUCUCGCCUUUGUAUAUGAGCCAUGUAUACAAGCAUAAAGAUGCAGAAGAUUACGGCAGGGGUGACGUUGCUGCCACUGGGCUGAAGGCUCGCCUGGACAGUUUCAUGCUUGAUUUGCAUCAGCGACGAGAAGAAUUCAGAACCAUUGUGCAGGCACCUAAGGCGCAAGAAGACAGCAAGCAAAAUCAAACGACGGGUAUGCGGAUUAAUCAGGUCCAGCUCGACCUCAUAAGGACCGAUGUUCGUGCUGUUUCGGCAAGAAUUGGCGGCACGGGAGAAGAUGAUGUGGAAAACGCUAAUGACGAGACAAUUGCGGAUUAUAACCAAGAGAACGCGAGAGCAGAUUUGUCCAAGUUUACGAUCCCAGAUAACGAUUGGGGCUGGGUUGACAUGGACGAUUUCGUGGAAUUGGGAUGGGUUCUACCCUCGGAGCAUAACCCAGAGACGCAGAUCCUACCGUUAGCCUUUGCACCGCGCUUUACCUACUUCCGCCAGACGGACCACGCAGACAACAUAUCUGGAGAUCCUCAUCGCACGAGUCCUUUCGGAAAGGAGCCGACGCAUCACUGUGUCAUGUCCGCUCGCAACGACCCGCGGCGGGUGCAGUGUUAUCUCAUUGAGCAGCGGAUCCAGCGUGUAAAAGAGCAGACAUCACACAACGAACGCGCUAUCGGUGAUCAAGAGCUGAAAAUCAUUCGGGAGCCUGAAAAUUCGGAAGAGCUACGCCACCAGCUUACCACCUUGCAAAAUCAUUCCGAGUUCUUGAGGAGAAAGAUGAACUUCCUCCAGGCCAUGCACCAAAGCUUGAUCGAACGAUUGAAGUCAGCCGACAAGCAUGCCGUACCAAACGGAGAAGCGGAAGGAGAGGACGAAUACUACGAAGCACGCGAGGACUACGGUGCAGGUGAUGAGGGUGGUACCAAAACCUCAGAAGGCGCACAGCAUGCCGACUUUAUCAGUGACUUCAACAACCGCUUCAUCAUUCACAACGUGCAUCUGAAGUGGAACAACUCUCUUCGCAAUAUUAUUCUGCGCUACAUACACCAAGUCAGCCAGCGGCGUGGUUUUGUAUACUAUAUGUCACGACGCGCGGUCAAGUUUAUCCUAGACAUAGUGGAGGAGCAAGACAAGCUGCGAAAGUCUUCAUCCACCCCUGGGGCUGAGCACAGACCUAUGGAGCCUCAAGAAGAUGAAGAAGACACCAUCGAGAGUCAAAUUCAACAGCUGCUGAGUGACGGCAAAAAAUUCAUCGAGGCCGACAAUGCUGAGCAAGAACAAAACAAGUCAAGCGCUCCGAACAACGCUGGGGACGAUGUCUCCCUCGAUUACCUCGCUCAAAAUGCGUAUAUCGUUCGCCUAAUUGCCCCUCAAAUCCAACUUCAAAGCGAGAAGAACACCAAAGCGGCUGUUCUGGUCACAGCGAAGGGUAUGCAACUCAAGGUCAUCCAAAUCAUGGACAAAGAUCGGGUGAUGGACGACGUUUCUGGUCUGGUCCAAAGACGGUUCACAGCUUCAAUGGACAGUUUGCAGAUCUUCGUUACCAACUCGAAGAUUUUCGGAUCCGGAGAUAUCCACAUGUACUCGGGCAGCACGUAUGGAGCACCAGCCGGGACUGCUUGGCCCCCAUGGGUACCUUUCGAAGUCAUGUUCGAUUUCAAGACUCACCCGUAUGGCUUUCAGCGCGUGGUAGAGCGCACAUCUGCCAGCAUGAGACUUGACAAGUACAACCCGUUGCGCCUAAAGUAUAAUGACGACGUGUCUGGUGGCGACUCAGCUUCUAGACGAAAAAGCAUGGAGAGCCGAAUCGAUCAUAUCUGGGUCGACUUUCCCCAUAUCCGUGCUCUAUGCAAUUCACGUCAGUACUACGCCAUGUAUAUCAUCGUCAUAGACCUUCUGCUCUAUAACGAGCCGCUGGAAAAGACACGCAACGAAAGGCUUGAAAAGAUCAUGCUUGCGUCUGACUUCAGCAAUCUCAGCGGCGCGCCGGAUCUGGUCAUUGGCUUGCAGGAACGAAUUCGUCAACUCGAAGAGAUCAAGUCCGUAUUCCAGAUCAACGAGAAAUUUCUAGACAAGAAGGGUUGGAGUGAUCGCAUCGAGGUGGAGAAGGAUCUGGCUGUUUUUGAAGAUGAGCUCUUUUUCGUCAUGAAAGCGAUUACGACCGCGCAGCGAAGGUACGACGACCGUGCACAGGCCAAAGAACUGACCGGGACUCUGAGAUGGUACAUUACCGCUUCGGAGAUUGUUUGGCAUCUCUUGCAGGAGGGUCAGACCUCGCUUGCCGAGUUCCAGAUCAAGAAUGCUCUCUUCGACCGAACAGACAACAACGACGGUUCAAAUCUGAAUUCAGUUGAGAUUGAACACAUUGUCGGUCUCAACCUUAUGCCGAACGCCAUCUACCCCAAGAUGAUCUCACCCUACCUUGAAGCAAGCCGCCCGAAAACCUCAGAUGGGCAAGAUUCACUAGAGACAAAGAUGCUCAGGGUGCAUUGGGUUAUGCUCGAAGCAAUUGCUGGCAUUCCGGUCGUUGAUCACUUCGAAAUUAAUCUUUUCCCACUCAAAGUUGCGCUGGAAUGGCAAAUCGGCAAGAAACUGUUCGAAUACAUCUUCCCUGGCAUCAAGGACAAAUCUGGAGAGAACGGCAAUGGCACUUUUUCGCCCCUGCUUGUUAAGCACAUAGCUCUGGAUGACGAUGACGACGACGAUAUUGGCAACCUCUCCUCAACGGAUACGCCUACGAUGCAACUCCCCACCAAUGGUGAGGAUGUCGAGGGCCUGAAGCUACGUCUCACCCCAACUUUGCAUUUGCCCACGCACCAGCCCAAAACGGAGCAGCGCUCGUCUAAAACCCGGCCAAACCUUCACCAUCUCCGUUUGUUCCGCGAGACGCAGUCGCGGUCUGCGACUGAGAUGCGACGUACCCUUCAUCCUAGCUCCGCCAUGAGUACGCCUGGAAAUUCCUCUACCAACGUCUCUCGGCCAGGAACUGCCGUUUCACGCACAAACUCAAGCUUUUCUGUGUCGACCGCGGAAUCUGACCGUACUACUCGGCGUUUUGCUUUGCACAGAAGCGGCACUGGCGACAAGAAAGCGGGUACCCAAAAGGAACGGAACGACGACCUCACACAAAUGAUGAGCCGCGCAUCCAACUACAUGACUCUCGCAUAUGCGCGUAUACCUAGUCUGAUUCUCUGUCUCAGCUACAAGGGCAAAGGGAACCGCAACUUUGAGGAUAUCCACGACCUCGUCUUCAAGCUGCCCACGUUAGAGUACAGGAACAAAACCUGCUCCAAUCUCGAUCUCGUCUUACAAUUGAAACGGGACGUCAUCCGAGCUCUCAUAUCCCAUGCCGGCGCUAUCGUAGGCAACAAGUUCAGUCACCACCGCCCCUCAAAACACACCCAAUCCCGCCUCCGCCAAAUCGCCAACAGCAGCUCCAUCAUGAGCACUUCUCCCGAUCUCUCCGGCACGGAUUCUGCCUCCAUACGCGAUCACUCUCCUGGAGAGUCGGACUCCAACGCCAGCGGCGAGCUGCCCGGACGUCGCUCGUUUGCAUCCGGGCGUGCGCCCUCGACCUUCUCCGCGCUCUCCGAACAUUCAGAAUCCACCAGCAUGCGUUCGUCCCGCAGCAACACCCGCCCCGCCACAGAGAACGGCAGCAUACUCGGCAGUAGCUGGCACGACACCCAGGGCUUAGGCAUUGAGGUUGAGGAUGGCAGGACCUUUGCAGAUGAGCUGUCCAGAGUGGAUCAGACCGAGCCGGGACAUGCAGGUGUGAUUGGAAGUUUGAGUAGGCACGUCACACAGUUGACGCCGUUUGGGAGUCAUAGGAUGAAAGAUAGGGAGAGGGAGAGGUUGGGGAGUAGGGGUGGGGAUGGCUCGAGCGUGAAGACGGCGGAGGACGAGGACGACGCGGCUUCGCACAAGAAGAAGUCGAAACUGGGGAAGCUGCUUGGGAGGAGCAGCUGAGGAUUCGGCACUGAGUACAAGUGUAUACUGUUUCUUUUGUCUUGGAGAUAUGCCCGGGCCAAAUAGGCUGGGUUGGGACGGCCAACGUGUUGCAUUUUCAGGCGUAUUGGUCAGGCACGUGUAUGCCGACCUGGGUGUUGGUCCUAGGAUUGAUUCACUUUCACUUUUGUAUACAGCAC
Molecule: messenger RNA, 9252 nt
Organism: Paraphaeosphaeria sporulosa
Lineage: Eukaryota; Fungi; Ascomycota; Dothideomycetes; Pleosporales; Didymosphaeriaceae
Exons: 4
Coding region: 170-9073 (2967 amino acids)
Source: RefSeq, a predicted model, not a curated record